This is a messenger RNA of Trametes versicolor FP-101664 SS1, 1761 nucleotides long. RefSeq lists its product as uncharacterized. The transcript is spliced from 10 exons. Bases 1 to 1761 code for a protein of 586 amino acids. Lineage: Eukaryota; Fungi; Basidiomycota; Agaricomycetes; Polyporales; Polyporaceae. The record is from RefSeq and is a predicted model, not a curated record.
AUGACACCAAGAACCGUCACGCUCACCGUACAAGCACAAGCGACGUUCCAGGACUCCGAGAAGACACAGCACAACAAGGAAACCUGUAGCAAAGAGGUUACACCGAGCGACUUGAGGACACAUCGACACUGUCUCUACGAGCUCAGAAACAACGUGAAGACCCGCGCCCCCCUGGAGAUUCGGCAGCUCAACGCCGACCUCUUGAAUAUCGAUAGUCAAUUUCAGCAAAUCAGCACGGAGCUGCUCAAGUUCGAUGCGGAAGCGUUCGUUGAUAACAAGCAAGAGGCCCUGGUGUUACAUCCUACUUGGAAGUCACAUCACGAGAAAUUCAAGGAGAUAUUGAAAAAUAGUCGCGAUACUGCGAGCAGGGCUUGCGCUGUAAUGAAACUAUACAACGAAGCGAUACUGGCCAGUAUCAGUGCAGAGAGUAUUUGCGACAUCCAGAAAGAGCUGAAGAGGUUCAUGGAGCUCGUCGCGAAGGAGAAGAGAUACGCCUCCGCUACCCAGCGCAGCUUCAAAUUGCUGGCAGAGCAACUCCGUCUCUUCGCCGCGGUGAUCGAUAUCACGCUGUCGCGUGCAGGUGUACAUCUCAGUGGCGAGUUACGGAAGACGCGAGCGCGUCUCCCCCUGCUGCAGAGCAAACUCCGUAUGAUGGAAGCCAAGAACCGCGCCAUGGGUACCGAGUUUUUGAAAGAACUCGUUGCUGGUGCUUCUUCUGUGGCUUUGACUCUCUAUACGCUUUGUCCACGCUCCGUUGGAGAGGCUUUGGGGAAGAUUAACAAGCUUGAUGGAGGAAAGUAUCUCCUCGGGACGCAGGAGCAGGAAGCUCUCCGGAACGAAAUUGCCCAAUGUGAACACGGGAUUGCCGCCCUAGAGGCGAAGGAUGCGCGGCUCAAAGCAUACAAGAGUUCUCUGAAAGGGACGCAGAACGAGGUUCGCGCGAUAGCGAGUAAGGUCGACGUCAUCUCCAGCAUUUGGGUAUCGCUUGCCGCGGAUAUGGAGAAUUUACACUGCCAACUGAAGAUAGCGACCAACAUAGAGCCCACGAGCCUGUUCCACAAGAAGGUGGCUUCCGCACGGGAGCUAUUCCUAGACCUCUCCGCAGCUCUCGAGGAAUACGGACGCGGCACUCUCCCGGCUGAGCACGGUUGCGCUCAGACAGUAGAGUGCGACAUCGACGACACUGCUGGGAGUGCAACUUGCAGAAACCCGUGCAACAACCGGGCCCCCACUGGAUGUGUCCCGGUCAUCAGCACUGCGCCGGUGUGUGUUCGCAGCGUCAGGGUGGAUGACAAGCCGUCCUGCCGAGCCCGGUCGGUCAACAAGAUCACCAAAAACGUCGGGAAGGAGGUCCAUUGCGAGCCCAAUGGGAGCGCGAGCGACGGGCAGAUUGGUCCAGGAGUCGAGAGGAUAAACUGCUGGCAGCGGAUUUGCAGGGCAACAUGCAAGGCGAAGAAGCCGGAUGACAGCAAGCGGCCUUGCGAAUAUCUGAAGGCGGACGGAACGACACUCGAUAACACUGGGGAUGGAAACUGUGGUGGACGGGACAAGCGGGGCACCGCGCGAGUCGACAGGGUGGUACAGGGGGACUGCGACGACGGGGAAAUUGAUAGGAUAGUCAAGACAACGGUCAAAACCACGGAGACUAUCUUCAAGACCAGGGGGAGACAUCAUAGUGAAGAAGUCGUCGGAAAGCAUGAAGGGGUGACGUGCAAGGCAAACGGCGGUACUGUGAGGUGGGAAUUCGAUUGCAGAGCCUGA